Elaeis guineensis (African oil palm) is the source of this 2108-nucleotide messenger RNA. Its product is annotated as protein trichome birefringence-like 14. The record is from RefSeq and is a predicted model, not a curated record. Gene Ontology annotation, cellular component: Golgi apparatus. Gene Ontology annotation, biological process: xyloglucan metabolic process; xylan biosynthetic process; plant-type secondary cell wall biogenesis. Gene Ontology annotation, molecular function: acetyltransferase activity. Lineage: Eukaryota; Viridiplantae; Streptophyta; Magnoliopsida; Arecales; Arecaceae.
CUUACCGCUCUCCGUCCCCCGUCCCCCACACCCCCGCCCGCCCCCAACGCCAAAACACCACCUUUCUCCCGCGCCCAGCGCUUCCUUCGAGUUCCCUCCUGGCGAUCGGGAUUAGAAUUAAAGCCAUAAGGUGUGAACCUUGAAGUCAUCCAAUAAUCCGUAAUAUUGAUAAUAAACAAAUGUGCUGCUGUCUAGGUGCCAUCACGCUUAGAAUAGGAACGACUUAGGGUUCUGGUGUAUUUCCAGAGAGAUGAAAGUGGGGAGUUUGCAUGGAUUGAGAGGGAAACGACUUUUACUCAUUCUCGUAGUCAUCUGCACAUUGUUUCUUAUUUGGGAAUGGGAGAAAACACCGCAUCCAGUUAAUUUCAUCCCGUCACCAGACACAACAUAUCUGCCUCCUCCAGUGGCUCACAAAACACACACAUGCGAGCAUGCGACCACAGAGGAAGAAGACUUUCCGGUUGCAGACGACUUUUGGCAUGCAAUGAGUGAAAGAGAAAAGCAACCAUUUGGUGUUCCAUCAAAAGGUCAUAAAACAACAAGCUCAUUAAAGGUGACAGAAGUGAAAAAGGAUGUGAUAGUAGUGGCACCUCUGGGGAAGAAAGUUGCAGGCCCAUCUAGGUAUUCAAUGACUGAAAAGGCUGAGCAGGUUCUCAAUGUUCCACCAAAAGAUUCUGCAGCAACAAGCUCAGUCAACACGACAGAAGUGGAUAAGAAUUUAAAAGCAACAUCUCUGGAGAAGAAAGAAUGUAACUAUGGAAAGGGAAAAUGGAUCGAUGAUGACAGGCGUCCAUUAUAUUCAGGGUUUGGAUGUAAACAGUGGCUCUCUAUGAUGUGGGCUUGUAGAUUGACUACGCGUACAGAUUUCUCCUAUGAGAAAUAUAGAUGGCAGCCUGAAGGUUGUGAGAUACAGGAGUUUGAAGGAACUGAAUUCUUAAAAAGGAUGCAGGAUAAAACUAUUGCUUUUGUAGGAGAUUCUCUAGGAAGACAGCAAUUCCAAUCAUUAAUGUGCAUGGUCACUGGAGGUAGAGAGAACCCAGAAGUGGAAGAUGUUGGAAUAGAGUUUGGUUUCAGUAAAGGUGACAAGCGACCCAGUGGUUGGGCCUAUCGAUUCCCAAAAACCAGGACUACGAUUCUGUAUUAUUGGUCUUCUACCCUCUGCGAAUUGGAACCUCUUAAUUUAUCAGAUCCUGCUACUGGUUAUGCUAUGCACCUUGAUCGCCCAGCAGCAUUUUUGAAGCAGAAUCUCCACAGGUUUGAUGUUCUAGUUCUUAACACUGGACACCAUUGGAAUAGAGGGAAGCUUAUAGCAAACAGGUGGGAAUUCUAUGUUGGUGGAGUGCCAAACACCAAUAGGAGGCUGAGAGAGAUGGGUAGAGCCAAAAAUCUUACAAUUCAUACGGUCAUCAAAUGGUUAGAUUCCCAGCUCCCUCAACAUCCAAAGCUCAAAGCAUUUCUCAGGUCGAUAUCUCCUAGGCAUUUCUUCCAUGGAGAAUGGAAUACUGGUGGUAGUUGUGAUAAUACCAGCCCUUUGGCUCAUGGGUAUGAGGUCCUACAGGAUGCUUCAGCUGAUUUUGUUGCUGCCGCAGCAGUGAGUGGCACAAGGGUUAAACUUUUGGAUAUCACUGCAUUAUCACAUUUGAGAGACGAGGGACAUAUAUCGAGGUAUGGUUUUAAAGCUUCAGAAGGUGUGCAUGAUUGCUUGCACUGGUGCCUACCAGGAAUACCUGAUACAUGGAAUGAGAUCCUAGCUGCACAAAUUUAGGCCAUCAAUUGGAGGUGGAAGAGCAAGCAGACAUUGUUAUACUGGUUUAAGAAUUGCAUCACAAAUGGCAUUACCUUUACAUGGAGAAGAACAAAUACCAGAGAGAAUGCUGUUUAAAGCAUACUCUUGACGCUUUUCUUCCUUUAUAUAGGGAAGAAUAGAUACUGGAGAGAAUGAUGUUUGAAGCAUACUAUGAAAAUGCUGGAGAGAAUGCUAAUUAAAUCACAAUGAUCACAACAUAUAGCUCUUGUUUAAUGUAGUCCUUAGAAACAGCUACUAGCUUGUAAUAUAGCACAAUUAUCAUAUUGUUUUUAUCACAAAAUAAACAUGACCGCUCAUGCCA